Molecule: messenger RNA, 2525 nt
Organism: Rhinichthys klamathensis goyatoka
Lineage: Eukaryota; Metazoa; Chordata; Actinopteri; Cypriniformes; Leuciscidae
Gene: fastkd5
Product: FAST kinase domain-containing protein 5, mitochondrial
Exons: 2
Coding region: 132-2525 (797 amino acids)
Biological process (GO): mitochondrial RNA processing; regulation of mitochondrial mRNA stability
Cellular component (GO): mitochondrial matrix; ribonucleoprotein granule
Molecular function (GO): RNA binding
Source: RefSeq, a predicted model, not a curated record
UGACAUCUGCCUUUACCACCUACACAUUCACGUGUGGAUUCAGAUUUAGCACACAAGUGAGUGUUUUUGCGAUGUAUCCUCAUGAGAUAAAUACUCCACUUGAAGACCACAUGCGCUGAAGUCUGCUGUUGAUGUCUGCAACAGUGCUGCUCCAUCAUUUGGCAAAGCGUCGACUUUAUGUCCACGUACAGCGCAUAUCCAUCUUUAGAGCCAAACAUUUGUCAUCAAAUGUGGAAAAUGGAGAGCAAAAGAGAGAAAAUGGAGAGCAAAAGAGAGAAGAAGAAACGGAAAGAACACUGGUGUACAAGCCCUCGGCUUAUUACCAGACACCGACGGCACGUAAUUCUACCGCUGGCUGCUUGGAAACUAAAGAAGAAUCGUCCUGUAGCCUAUCCUUAAACAAAACUUUCCAUCAACAGCGUAACCCGUACCGUAUUAGCUCCUCACGACGGCUCUCCAGCACCAAGAAUACGCCGUCAAACAUGGAUUACAGUAACGCUGAAUCAAACCGAGAAAGAGCCACCAUAGAGCCACGAGUCAACGGUGACCCAAGAGACUUUCAAAGAUGUCGACCUGAAUACCAGAACAUGACCUAUGACGUCUCCCAACGCUCUUCUUCUUUAGACCUCAACGAAGCCUUGUUAGUCCUUGAAAGAGUCACGGAACUUAAAAGCAACAUGGGACCUUCAGAUGCAACUAGUUUCUUGUGCAAACUCAGCCAGAUUCCCCACGAACAGAUCGCGGUUGUAAGGAAAGAUACGCGGUUUAACGCGCUCCUGCGGCACAGCGCCGAAAUCUUACACAAUUUCACGCCGGCCGAGUUAUUAGAUACGCUGAGAUCAUUUGUGAACUUGGGCUUGCCUAAAUCCCACAGCAUACUGGGAUUGUAUGAAACUGAGUUCUGCCGACGAGCAAGUGAAAUGGAGCUUCACCAGUUGCUUCUCGCCGCCGACUUGUGGCGAUGCCUCGGCCGAUUUGUUCCUCGGUACCUUGAUAAACUCUUUGACAACGUGAGCCAGAACUUCAACCAACUGGGUCUUCCAGAGCUGCUUCAACUCAUGUACGUUAUUGGAGAAGGAAGGAGAUGUCCGGAUGCCCUCGUUCAACCCAUUGAGUCGUUACUCAUGCGUUAUUUGAACCAGUUGAAGCCUGAAGAACUGGAAGCUGUUUCUUUAGCCCUCUUUAAGUCGCAGAUCUCCCUGUCCGAGAGAGCAGCGUGCCGGCUUGUGGACAGGGCUCUCGCUGUAGUCAAUGAUUUGAGUGAUUUCGGGAUCGCCAAUGUAAUGAAGCUUAUGAGAUUUAGCUAUUUGGACCAUCUUCCCUGGUUAGAGGCCAUGGGAUCCGAGGUGCCUCGUCGGGCCCCGAGAAUGGAGGUUCAAGGCUUAAUGCACGUCGUCUUGUCUUGCUCCGCUCUUCACUACCGGGAUAAUCGGAUUCUCCUGGCUGUGGCCGAACAACUUCUCAACGUGGUCAACCGGUGCAGGAGUAAAGAUGCUGCAAAGAUGCUUUGGGCCUUUGGAACAUUAGGAGUUCUUCCCAACCAGAGUCCUAAACUUUAUCCCUGUCUCACUGCGAUCUUACGAGAACGUCAACUUGAGUUUCAGCGAUUCCCUGAGCAUUUGCUGACAGGUCUCCUCGGUCUUGCUUUUGUUGGUCUCUUCCCCCAAGACUUGCUCAGUCUGGCUUUAAGCGCAGAGUUCGUGAACAAAACUUGCAAUUCCAAGACGCUCGAGUUGAAGAAAGACUUGUUCACUUUAGAUGGAACUGUUGGUUUGGAGUUGCCCGGGUCGACGAUCCCAAGACUUAGCCACGCACUGAGGGAAGAAGUGACCAAGCAACUCUGGGAUUUUGCUCAAUCGGAUAUCUGUCGUAAGCCUGAGACGCUUGAGGCUGAAGUUGUCUUGCGGAAACUUCUUGGUGGAGAGAUGUUUGUGCGCAAGCACAUGAUUCUUCCGCAUUUGCGCUCUAUUGACCUAGAAGUGCACUUGGACCAAAACGACCAACCUGUUCCUGUGUCCUCCGAACCUUGUCAGCAAAAUCCCGCCUCUCAAAGCUGGGAACAAACACUCUCUGGAGUAACCAUAACUGACAACCUACUCGCUCAACUAACUAAUUCCCAGAAGAUUCCAGUGCAGCCGUCCAACAAGUUCCUCCAAAACCCAGUGGUUCACACUGUUGAACCGGUCCAUGUGAGAGAAAGCGUUUUCAGUGUUGGUGUUGACUUGACGGACAAUCUUCUGAUGGCGUUGACCAAAUCCGGGGAGCGCUCGUCUUAUACGGAUGAUUCUUCUAAACCAUCUAUUCAGAGACUUGCUGUUCAAGUGACGAAUAGGAAUCAGUAUUGCUACCGGACUGAGCAGCUUCUUGGAUUUCAUGCAUUGAAGCGAAGGCAACUCGUUCUGUCCGGGUACAGAGUCGUAGAGCUGCCGCAUUGGGAAUGGUUUCCCUUGUUGCGACGCUCACAUGCCGAGAAACUCGCCUAUAUGCACUGCAAGAUAUUCAGUGGUACGGGCUCCAAAAAAUGA